UGAAUGCGUCUCUCCACUUUCUUUUUAUCUGGUGGAAAACAAACCCAGAAAACGGCGGAACGUAUUUGAUUGAUGUUUGGAAUUGGCGCCUCUUGAUUUAAAUGUAGCUGUUCGGAAGAAGUGGACAACGACAUUUAUCAGUACGGUAUGUACGUAGCAGCUGCCUUGGACUGAGACGCGAAAGGAAAGGUCUAAUUUGGAAGGUCCGCCAGCACGUCUCAUGAUACAUGAACAUUAAGGCGACUUAAGUACGUGCUAAGGAUGGCUAGUUGUGGGGAAGUAGACCACUCUGUUAGCUCACUUCCCCCAAGUAAGAAAGGCGGCGGCGGCAGCAACAGCAGCAGCAAUGGUGCCGCUGGUAGCGGGAGCAGUGCCGAAACAUCGUGUCCUGGCUCCAACAACACGUCCCCAGCGCUCUCUGUACCCGAGUGUGCCAUCUGUCUGCAGAGCUGCGUCCACCCAGUGCAACUCCCAUGCCACCACGUCUUCUGUUUCCUGUGUGUAAAGGGGGCAUCCUGGCAGAGCAAGCGCUGUGCUCUCUGCAGACAGGAAGUGCCGGAUGACUUCUUGGAAAGGCCCACACUUCUCUCUCCGGAGGAGCUGAAAGCGUCCGCGGGAGGUCGGGGCGGGGAAGUGAGUGAUCACGCCUGGUAUUACGAGGGCCGCAAUGGUUGGUGGCAAUAUGAUGUACGAACCAGCCGGGAGCUGGAGGACGCUUUCUCCAAGGGCAAGAAGACGGCGGAGAUGCUCAUCGCCGGGUUUUUGUAUGUAGCCGACUUGGAGAACAUGGUGCAGUACAGGCGUAAUGAACACGGACGUCGGCGCAAAAUGAAGCGGGAUGUUUUGGAUAUUCCUAAGAAGGGAGUGGCUGGGCUGCGUUUGGACACCGAGGCCGUCACGGGGGCAAUUGGGGCAGCGGGUCGAGAAAACUCUGCUGAUGGAGCCGAUACCACAGCAGCUGGUGUGCAACAGCAGGGCGCGGUCCUCCCUUCCACGACAUCAGCCCCUCUGCCCAAUGCAAGACCUCCGACUAACUUGGGCGGUCAACCUGGCGGCAGCAGCCCCGCGCUGGAGGACGCUCUCUCACAACUCCAACUCAGCCACAGGCCCACUCCAUUUCACGAGCGAUCUGGGGCAGGUGAAGGAGAGGAAGAAGACGAAGAGGACGAGGCUUCACCCUCCAGGUCCUCUGACCCUCACACCUCCGUGGACGAAUCCGGCUCUGGAGACUGGAGCGAUGACGAGCAAGAAGAUCACGAUGAAGGGGAAGGAGGAGGCAAUGGUGAGCAUGAGGAGCCAUGGGAGGAUUGGCCGCAGAGGCAAAGACUGAACCCCGAGGACAGAGCCCUCCCUGGUGCAGAGUCCAUUUCCCCCCUUUCAUCAUCUACGAGCGGAAGGUCCCGAAUGGCGGAUGGCCAGUGUGCAGUGACUGAAGUGUGAAGUUUGUCCGAAAUCAAGUCACCGUUUGGUUCCAUUAAUUUAUUCUCUUUUUUGUGCUCUCAUUCAUUCGUUCACUACUCACAAACUGAUUAUGUGCUCGAGCAGCUCCGACAGGCUGCUUAUUUUAAGUCAGGAGCUCCUUUCGUGUCAUUUGACGAUCUGUGACAUGUCUUGAGAGCGAGUGAGAAUGGGGUCGUUUGGAACUGCGUCAUUCUCACCGUGAAUAGCCACAUUCUAAUCAUCGUUAACUCUCUCAGAUAACAUGACACACAUGGAAUUCAACAUGUGACUGUUGACUAACACCCAACCUCCCGGAUAAGUUUGCUUUCAGAAUUAGCAAAUUGUGAAUUUUCAGUGCACUUGUGUAUGUGAAAUCAUCUUGAGGCGGUCUGUGUCUUUUCUCUAUCGCUCAUGAGGCACCAAGUUCAAAUGUGUGAUCUGACAACAGUAAAGUCUCCUGAUCUUACUCGCCGUUGAGUUUUGAUUUCAGCAUUUGACCUCUUAACUGCUGCUGUUGCUGCAAAAAAAUAUAUUUACACACAUUUCGCACUAAAAUUGUUCAAACUCUUGAAGUCAUUGGAACUUUAAUGUUAAGCAUUAGUGUUGUACAUUUAUAAGUUGGCUACAACCCGAGUAUCCUCACUGAUGUGUUGCUAAAAUAGAAGGUUAAACUGGUGCAUGUUUGAAGAGUUAUUUUAACGCGACGUGUGACAAGAUGCUCUUGAUAUUUUGGGUUUGGUGUGGCUAAAUGUCCUUUGGUUUUGACAUUGGUUUUAAAUCCAAUGAGGCAGUAAAUACAUCAAGCCGUUCCGAAUCAAAAAGUUUGAAGUUACUCUACGAGCUUAAUCUCCUCAGUUGUUACCACUUUAAAUGGAUUUUUUUUUUGUAACAAUUUUCGCUUGGAAAUUUUUUUUACUUGGGUUUGUGAAUUUAAUAAAUGGUCAUUUCAUCA
Messenger RNA from Hippocampus comes (tiger tail seahorse), 2392 nucleotides. It is a transcript of the gene rnf146, whose product is annotated as ring finger protein 146. Gene Ontology annotation, cellular component: cytoplasm; nucleus. The record is from RefSeq and is a predicted model, not a curated record. Gene Ontology annotation, molecular function: ubiquitin protein ligase activity; poly-ADP-D-ribose binding; zinc ion binding. Gene Ontology annotation, biological process: Wnt signaling pathway; ubiquitin-dependent protein catabolic process. Bases 262 to 1440 code for a protein of 392 amino acids. The transcript has 3 exons. NCBI's taxonomy places the organism in Eukaryota, Metazoa, Chordata, Actinopteri, Syngnathiformes, Syngnathidae.